Molecule: messenger RNA, 1155 nt
Organism: Anopheles moucheti
Lineage: Eukaryota; Metazoa; Arthropoda; Insecta; Diptera; Culicidae
Gene: Cpr50Cb
Product: pro-resilin
Exons: 4
Coding region: 251-730 (159 amino acids)
Cellular component (GO): extracellular matrix
Source: RefSeq, a predicted model, not a curated record
GGAGGAAAAAAAUUACACACACGGUUGGGUCUAGAAAAAAACAGAGGGGUAAAAUAGCUUCUCCCCGGAUGGAUUGUUCGCAUAAAGACAGGCCACAAUGUAGAAUCGAGCAAUAGUCCAUCACAGGAUACAGCCGUGUAUACAUCCGAUAAAAGACUACUACAGUAAAGUGUAGCAUCGUUCUAGAGUUUACUGUGUACGUGUCAACUAAAGGUUCAUUCUUCGACCAAGUGCCACAAUAAGCAUAGCGAUGAAAUUCCUGUGCGUUGCUGUUUGUCUUACCGUGAUGUGCCUUGAUUCAUUAGCACAAAACAAUCAAUACCUGCCCCCAGACAAAGGUUAUGCUUACGACAAACCGAAUCAGCCAUUCCCAUCUUCCCCUCAACCUCAGAAUGUUCCUCGACCACAGCCCACUCCUGGUCGUCCGGCACCAUCUUAUGGCCCUCCAGCUCAGGAUGAUCACCAUCACGAACCUGGAAUGCCUUUCGAUUUUCAAUAUAACGUGAAUGACAUUGAAACCCAAAAUGAUUACUCUCAUAAGGCGGUAAGUGACGGUGACGUGACACGUGGCGAGUACCGUGUCCAGCUUCCUGAUGGACGUACGCAAGUUGUGCGCUAUACUGCCGAUUGGAAGAAUGGGUACAACGCUGAGGUGUCGUACGAAGGGGAAGCAAAAUAUCCUGAAGGCCCUGGUCAGGGUGGUGCCAAUGCAGGUGGAUACAAAUAUUAGAAGCCGACUAGCACAAAAUCUUUCAUCACCACUUGAAUGAUGGACUCAACCGACCAUUCUCGCGUCCGAUAAGACUAGACUUUCUUUUACAGAACGGUAGAACCAACUCUAUAAAUGUUCCCUUUCAUGUUUGCAUCAACUACGCUAAGGUUAUCAUUAAAGUAAGAGUCAUUAAGCAGGUAAAGUUCACAUACAAAUCGCAACUUAUAUUAAAAGAGCACUUUUGCAACUUAGCAAUGUGGUGAAUAUGGUUGGCGAACUCAUUCAUUCCUAGGUUGUAGAUGGUUGUAGAAUUUCCCGAAGUCAUUUAAUUCCCAUUUGAUGAUUCUGAAACCAACUGCCGUGCGAGAUAUCGUUAAAAUAAACUCCAUAGCGAGCCAAUUUGAUAUUUCCUUUCCAAAUAUCAUUUUAAAGAUGGAUUAAGA